GCAACUUUUCUUCGAGAAAGAGAGAGAGAGAGAGAGAGAGACAGUAAUUCCGUACGACCAUCCUCAUCGUCCUCCUCCUGCAUCCCUCUUCCGAUCUUCCCAUUUUCCACUUCUUCUCCGAACUUCAAUCCUUCCCAAUUUUCUCCUUUCAUUAUUCGCCAUCGCUGUUCUUCGAAUCGCCUUGCUGCACUGAUUAUCCAAUUAAGACUUCGUCUUCGUCGUUUGAUCACCUUUGGAGCCUCCUUCAAUUUGGUCUCGAAUUCUUUUCCGCCAGUGGAGUUUGAAGUUUCGACUUUUGGCUUGGGGGAUGGCUGGAAGAUGGUGAAGCUGAACCAUGAGUAGCAGUGAGAUGGAGAAACCACCCAAAGACAAGGAGACCAAGACACCGCCGCUUACCACCCAGGAGCAGACUUCAACCACUAGCGCUGGCGCAGUUAAUCCUGAUUGGUCGGGAUUUCAGGCAUAUUCUCCAAUGCCUCCGCAUGGUUUCUUGGCAUCAAGCCCCCAAGCCCACCCAUAUAUGUGGGGAGUUCAGCAUAUUAUGCCUCCUUAUGGCACGCCUCCACAUCCAUAUGUUGCAAUGUACCCCCCUGGUGGCAUAUAUGCUCAUCCUUCCAUUCCUCCGGGAUCGUAUCCUUUUAGCCCAUUUGCAAUGCCCUCUCCAAAUGGCAUCACUGAGGCCUCUGGUAAUACAGCAGGCAGCUUAGAUGGGGAGGGUAAGCCACCUGAAGUGAAGGAAAAGCUUCCAAUUAAAAGAUCAAAAGGAAGUUUGGGCAGUUUGAACAUGAUUACGGGGAAGAACAAUGAGCUCGGUAAAACAUCUGGAACAUCUGCCAAUGGAGCAUACUCUAAAAGUGGUGAGAGUGCUAGCGAAGGUACAAGUGAAGGAAGCGAUGCCAAUUCUCAAAAUGAAUCACAACCUAAGUUAGGUUCCAGGCAAGACACUUUGGAAGGUGAAGCAUCUCAGAACGGCAACUCCAUGCAUGGUACUCAAAAUGGAGGAUCUAAUACUCAGGCAAUGACUGUCAUUCCAUUGGCUGCUGCUGGGGCCCCGGGAGUCAUUCCUGGUCCCACGACCAACUUAAAUAUUGGAAUGGACUAUUGGGGUGCAUCAUCCGCUAUCCCUGCAAUGCAUGGAAAGGUUCCAUCAACUCGAGUAGCUGGAGGAUUAGUUGGAUCUCGGGAUAGUGUACAGUCACAGCUUUGGUUGCAGGAUGAGAGAGAGCUUAAAAGACAGAGAAGAAAGCAAUCAAAUAGAGAAUCUGCACGGCGAUCCCGGUUACGCAAGCAGGCAGAGUGUGAUGAACUAGGACACCGAGCUGAAGCCUUACAAGAAGAAAAUGCCAGUCUUAGGUCUGAAGUGAACCGGAUAAGGAGUGAAUAUGAACAAUUACUUUCAGAGAAUACUUCUCUGAAGGAACGACUCGGUGAAGUUACGGGAAACGAAGAAGUAAGGGCCAGCAGGAACGGCCAGCAUUCGAGUAACGAAACCACACAACUUACAGAGUCGGAGGUUGUACAAGUUGGUAUCAAGAAUUGAAUGCUCUCCCUGCUUGCUUUGCUGCAUUUUUAGGCGCAUAACCUUAACUAAUUUGUCAACAACCCCAAAAUUUUAGGUCUCCUAGCUUGUAGGUUGAGUUUUUAUAUAAGCUGCUGACCUAUUAUAGUUUUAGGAUUGUUUAUUCCUGUGAUCCAUAUUAUCAUAUCUCUUUGGGGUGCUUCCUUAACUGCCAAAGCCCCCAGCGUGUUAAAUUAGUCUUGUAGCAUUCACACUUCACUUUAGCGUCUGUACUAAAACCCCAUCCACAUUAAUUAUUGUUGACUUGGAUAAAAAAAAUGAAUAUACCUUGCAAGUCUUUACUUGUUUGUACCUU
This is a messenger RNA of Cucurbita pepo subsp. pepo (vegetable marrow), 1874 nucleotides long. RefSeq names its product basic region/leucine zipper transcription factor 16 (gene BZIP16). NCBI's taxonomy places the organism in Eukaryota, Viridiplantae, Streptophyta, Magnoliopsida, Cucurbitales, Cucurbitaceae. Gene Ontology annotation, molecular function: sequence-specific DNA binding; DNA-binding transcription factor activity. Gene Ontology annotation, cellular component: nucleus. Gene Ontology annotation, biological process: regulation of DNA-templated transcription. The record is from RefSeq and is a predicted model, not a curated record.